Trichosurus vulpecula (common brushtail) is the source of this 1158-nucleotide messenger RNA. RefSeq names its product isocitrate dehydrogenase [NAD] subunit beta, mitochondrial-like. Gene Ontology annotation, biological process: tricarboxylic acid cycle; isocitrate metabolic process. Bases 1 to 1158 code for a protein of 385 amino acids. The transcript has a single exon. The record is from RefSeq and is a predicted model, not a curated record. Gene Ontology annotation, cellular component: mitochondrion. Gene Ontology annotation, molecular function: magnesium ion binding; oxidoreductase activity, acting on the CH-OH group of donors, NAD or NADP as acceptor; NAD binding. NCBI's taxonomy places the organism in Eukaryota, Metazoa, Chordata, Mammalia, Diprotodontia, Phalangeridae.
AUGGAGAUCCUGAGCAGGGUCCGUGCGCUGAGCAGGGCGCUGGUGGUGGCCCCGAGCCUUGGGGCCCGGAGGGGCUUGAUCAGCAUCGCGGCCACCCGCCCGGCACCGCGACUCGCGAUGGAUGUGGUGAAGGUGGAGGGCGUCUAUCCUGUCACCAUGGUGCCCGGCGACGGUGUGGGGCCAGAGCUCAUGCUGGCUGUCAAAGAAGUGUUUAAGGCAGCCAAGGUCCCCGUGACAUUUCAGGAGCAUCAUCUGAGCGAGGUGCAGAACACGGCCUCGGAGGAGAAACUGGAGCAAGUGCUGAACUCCAUCAAGAAAAACAAGGUUGCGAUCUGUGGGAAAAUCCACUCCCCGCUGGACGCGGGAUUCACGGGGGACUUGACCUCCUACAUCACGCGGCUCAGGCGUCAGCUGGACUUGUUUGCCAACGUCGUUCACAUCCAGAGCCUCCCGGGGUAUAAGACUCGACACAACAACCUGGACUUGGUGAUCAUCCGCGAGCAGACCGAGGGCGAAUAUAGCUCGCUGGAGCACGAGAGUGUCAGGGGUGUGAUAGAGUGUCUGAGGAUCAUCACUCGCGCCAAGUCCAAGCGGAUUGCCAAGUUUGCUUUUAACUAUGCCACCAUUAAGGGUCGAGGGAAGGUCACGGCUGUGCAUAAGGCCAACAUUAUGAAGCUGGGCGAUGGGCUCUUCCUGCGGUGCUGUGAGGAGGUGGCCGAGCUAUACCCCAAGAUCAAGUUUGAGACCAUGAUCAUAGACAACUGUUGUAUGCAGCUGGUGCAGAAUCCAUACCAGUUUGAUGUGCUUGUGAUGCCCAAUCUCUAUGGAAACAUCGUUGACAACCUGGCAGCGGGUCUGGUGGGGGGUGCAGGAGUGGUUCCUGGUGAGAGCUACAGCGAUGAAUGCGCUGUUUUUGAAACAGGUGCGAGGCACCCGUUUGCCCACGCCGUGGGCAGGAACAUUGCCAACCCCACUGCCAUGUUACUGUCUUCUAGCAAUAUGUUGAAGCACCUCAGCUUGGACUAUCACUCCAAAAUGAUUGCUGAGGCUGUGAAGAAGGUGAUAAAAGUUGGCAAAGUUCGGACCACGGACAUGGGUGGCUACAGCACCACUACUGAUUUCAUCAAGUCUGUCGUCAGCUACCUGCAGCCCCGUUGA